Coniophora puteana RWD-64-598 SS2 is the source of this 1914-nucleotide messenger RNA. RefSeq lists its product as uncharacterized. The record is from RefSeq and is a predicted model, not a curated record. Gene Ontology annotation, cellular component: SCF ubiquitin ligase complex. The transcript has 2 exons. Gene Ontology annotation, molecular function: protein binding. Gene Ontology annotation, biological process: SCF-dependent proteasomal ubiquitin-dependent protein catabolic process. The coding region runs from base 235 to 1887 and encodes 550 amino acids. Lineage: Eukaryota; Fungi; Basidiomycota; Agaricomycetes; Boletales; Coniophoraceae.
GUCCCUCCUCCCCGGCGCCGAACAGCUAGCAACCCGUAGCAACCCGCAUUAUCCAAAUUAACCAUGUUGGGUACCACGAUAUGUCCUUGCAUUCUGAUCUAUCGCAAAAAUAGCACCGACCUAAGCUCGAGGCUCCUUUUACAACGGAAGAUCAAGGUGUGGUGCUCAGAGGUUUCGUCAACCCUUGGGUUUACCCUUUGCCCGCAGCACUGAGUGAGAGGCAGUUCAGAAGUCAUGGGCAAAGUCCAACAUGAUGUCUGGGGUUCUGCUGAAUCGCCGGUCAGCAGUUUGCAGACCAGCAUAGACAGCGAAAUAGCAGAUAACUGCGCAGUAAUACGGCAUUAUCAAGAGCUCAACAGAGCACUUCGGACCCGCCGCAACACAUUGCUGAGGAUAUGUUCUCUUCCGCCCGAAGUCCUGGCCAGAAUAUUUUCAAAGUGCAAUGAACGCCAUAGGGUCUUAGCCUCUCACGUAUGUAGACACUGGCGGGAGGUCGCACUUUCUGAACCCCGUCUGUGGUCGACUCUCUCGUUGAAUGUGUCGUCGAAUACAGUCUGGGAACAAGUCAAAUUCACCAGGUCGAGACAUGCGCCUCUCGACCUCUCUGUCGUCAUGGUUGAUCGCAAUAGAGAAGGAAGGGUUCAGCGUCUCCAAGAUCUUCGCGAGCCUCUCGGUCAAAUACCACGCACAUAUAAACUUGACGUUCAUUAUGACCAAGACAGUGCACCACUGCUUUACGAGAGCUUGACUGCUCCUGUCAAUAACCUCCGGGACCUACGACUUCACUAUCAUAUUCGCGAUGCAGGCCACCGCGAUAUCGUUUUUAUGCCAGACACGAUACUGCCCGAGGGUACACCGGCCCUUCGCCUUCUCUCACUACAUUCUUGUGCUUUCCAAUGGUCUUCUCCUAUCUUCGUUGGAUUGUCCCACCUUGCACUCACCAACAUCCCCAUACACCUCCGAGCUACCCCAGAACAGCUUCUAUCCGUUGCGCAAAGAUCACCAGGUCUGAAAACCCUCAAGGUUGAUCUGGGUUUAGGAGGAGUAGAAGAUGCCCCAUCGUCUUGGGUUACUUCCAGCACUAUUAAACUAUCUCGACUCCAGUCGUUCGAUUUGGCAGCGCCGUUCAACGAGUACGCCGGUUUCUUGUCGCACGUGGAGUUGCCCGCAAGCGCUAGCUUGAAACUGGAGGUCGGUGUGUUUGGCAUGACUCCGACAGAUACUUCGAUGUCCCUGGUUCCAGGCAAAUUCUUCAGUCCACGUGAAGGGGCCCCUCGGCAAGUACUCCAACUAGAAGAAUGGGCCAAUCGCCAGUUCAGCGUUCGGCUUUACGACCUUGACGAAGCUGAGGAAUGGGGCUCCUUCCAUGUGCACAGCUCGGACGCCAGACAUCGCGUGAACGCUACUUUCAUGUGCUCAAGUGACAGGAAGACAGCUUUACGGGAACACGUGGCUAGCACCAUGGCCAACUCGUGCUUGCAGGUUGUCCAUACUCUCAAGGUGCACACUCGCUACCUCAGUGCAGAUCUCCCGUGGACUACCUUACUCCUCAAUGCUAGUCAGACCCAACGACUUUUCGUACACCUCGAGAAGGCGAACAUGCCUGAGUUCCUCCUAGCUAUCGAUCCUCGCCAGUGGGAGGGUGGCUCACCGCCAUUGCCACAUCUUGCUGAGCUACAUAUUAGGAGGAACGGCACCGAAGAUUGGCAAGAUAACGUAACCCUCGCGAAUGUCAUAGACAUCGUUACAUCCCGCAAGAAAGCCGGCAUGGGCUUGGCUAGGCUUAUACUUGAGAACUGGUACACUGGGUCUGACGUCCCUGUUGAUGAGAUACUAGAGUCCAUGCGAACGGUCGUCGCUGAUGUCCAAUGGCGUAGACGCGACUAACUUAUCCCAACUAGACUAAUUAUAGGC